UAAGUUUAAAAAAAAACAUGACAAACAAUGUCAUUAGAAUUUCUCAUAAUGUCACAUCUUAUGAUACGGGUAAUAAACCGUAUAAACAUGAUUUUGCACGUGGUAAAUGGGCUACAAGAUGGGAUUUUUAUGCUGUAGCUUUAAGUCAUUGCUUUGGCUUUCGCCAUUUCCUAAUGCAUAUGGUGUUUUAUCGUGCAGGUGUCGUUCCCAUUAUUAUAUCUCAUAUAUUAGGAAUGGUUUUUUUUAUGUUACCAUUGUAUUUUACGCAAAUGUUCAUGGGUCAAUUUUCUAGUACCGGAAUCAUAUCUGUAUUCCGAAUUGCUCCUCUUUUCAAAGGUGUUGGUUAUAUCUCAUUAUUUUUAAAUUUAUUGUCGUGCAGUUAUUUUAUGGUAAUUGCCGCAUUUCCUUUAUAUAUUGUUUUUGCAUCAAUGCAAUCAAAUUUACCAUGGUCACAUUGCAGUAAUCAUUUCAAUUCAGAAUUAUGCGUUGUGAUAAAACCAGAAUCGGUCAACACUUCAUGGAGUUCUACUGACUUUUAUAAUGAAUAUUAUAAUAAGACCCUUCCAACACAUGAAUUUCUAAGCUUUAUAUUAAACGGAAACAAUGAAGAAAUGGAAGAAAGUUCUCGUCUCUCUUGGCGUAUUCUUUUGUGCACUCUAUUGAUUUGGAUUUUAAUUAGUGCGGUUCUUUUUAAAGGCAUUGAAACGUUUGGCAAAAUAUUUCGUUUUAUAACUGCUGCAAGUUUUAUUUGUAUGCUCUUGACAUUUUUACGAAUUUUAUGUGUUCCCGAAAGUUGGGAAGCAAUUGGAAAGUUUUUCACCUUAUCGUCAAGUUAUUCAAGAUAUUUACAUUAUAUUGUGGCAUCACCAAUCUUAGCUUUAUCUGUAUUUGGAGCAGGUUGGGGAAAUGUACUUACAAUUGCCAGCUAUAAUAAUUUCAAAGAAGAUAUUGGAAAAUUAUCAUUUAUAACAUGUUUUAUACAGAUAUUCACAUUUUUAAUAACAUGCAUUUGUUUUACAUCAAUUGAAACUUAUUUAGAAAAACAUUUUGGAUACAUGUAUUUCAACUAUAGUCAUUUUGAUGUUAUAUCGCUCCAGUUCGUAAUAUAUGCUCUGUAUUUUUCACAUUUAGGGUGGCCACAAUUUUGGACUAUUUUAUUUUUUGCAGUAAUAUUUUUAACACAAUUCGCUGAAGGGGCACUACAAAUGCUUACUAUUUUGACUGCAAUUUAUGACGAAUACGAAUUCACAAGAAUUUACAAAAAUAUCGUUUUAGGAGGAUUAGUUGGAUUUUUUGGCUUUAUAUCAAUUUUCUUUUGUUCAGCAGAUGGAUUUGGUGCUUUAAAAAUUUUGUAUCCGAUAGCUGGCGCCAAUAAAUUAGUUAUAAUACUAAUUGAGUUACUUGUUGUAUUGUGGAUAUACGGAAGGUUGCGUUUUCAGCGUGAUGUUAGGUUUAUGACUGGAAAGCCGAUGAAAAGCUGGAAAAUAUGGAUAAUGAGAUUUUUAACGCCAAUUGGAAUUUUAAUUGCAUUACUUUAUGCAACUGUAGAAUCGUUUAUGCAAGUGAGAUUUAUAAGUAGCCUAAGUUUAAUUGUAAUUUUUGUUUUCCUAUUUUUAAAAUUAACACCAUUAUUAUAUGUACCGGGUUAUAUGAUAUACAAAGUUUCAUCAGCAACAGGAACAAUUUUAGAAAGAAUAAGAAAACUUUGCGUUCCUAAUGAUUGGUAUCCUGUUGAUCCAAUUGAACGUCGCACUUACGCCGAUUAUACAGGGAGUACUGAUAUAAAUGAUUUAGUACAUGCAAAUGUACUCACCGAAUCUGUUCAUUUUUAAUAUUGAAAUUUUGUAGUGAUUGUGCACGUAAUUAAUUUAAUUUUGUGUUUUUGUUAUUGUUUGUACGUACAUAUGUAUACAAAUCUAUUUGUAUUGAGUUU
Molecule: messenger RNA, 1933 nt
Organism: Condylostylus longicornis
Lineage: Eukaryota; Metazoa; Arthropoda; Insecta; Diptera; Dolichopodidae
Product: sodium-dependent proline transporter-like
Exons: 9
Coding region: 18-1832 (604 amino acids)
Biological process (GO): sodium ion transmembrane transport
Cellular component (GO): membrane
Source: RefSeq, a predicted model, not a curated record